Anneissia japonica is the source of this 1917-nucleotide messenger RNA. RefSeq lists its product as uncharacterized. The record is from RefSeq and is a predicted model, not a curated record. Bases 1 to 1917 code for a protein of 638 amino acids. The transcript has a single exon. NCBI's taxonomy places the organism in Eukaryota, Metazoa, Echinodermata, Crinoidea, Comatulida, Comatulidae.
AUGGCAGACGUGUCUGUGCGGUACCAAGGCCAGGUCGCCACGCUUCGGGUGUACGUCGUGCGGGGGAGGGGACCGUCUCUCCUCGGCCGAGAUUGGCUGGCCCGCAUCAGGCUAGACUGGGCCGCAGUUCACCUUGUGCAACCCGUGCCGAGCCAGUGGGAGGAUCAGUUGGAGGAGAUUCUUCAAAGACAUCAAGGGUUGUUUAGCGACGACCUUGGGAAACUCAAGGGCAUGGAGGCGAAACUCUUCUUGAAGGAGGGGGUGGUUCCUCGGUUUUGUAAACCGCGUCCGGUGCCGUAUGCCCUGCGGGACAAGGUCAAGGGUGAACUGGAUAGGCUGGAGGCCUGUGGAGUGAUCGAACGGGUGUCGUGCUCGGAUUGGGCCACCCCGGUUGUCACGGUGCUGAAACGGAAUGGAGACGUCCGAUUGUGCGGGGACUUCAAAUCCACGGUUAACCCGGGGCUCAGCGUGGAGCAAUAUCCACUGCCGUCAAUCGAUGAAAUAUAUGCGCGAUUGGCGGGGAGUCAAUACUUCACGAAGCUAGACCUGCGUGAUGCAUAUUUUCACCUGCCGAUGGAUCCCGGGAGUAGCGAGCUUUUGACAAUCAACACGUGUCAAGGACUCUAUCGAUAUACCCGACUCUGUUUUGGGAUUGCUUCGGCCCCAGCUUUGUGGCAGAAAGCCAUGGAUCAGGUUUGCAUUGGCCUGCCCGCUCAGACCUACCUGGACGAUGUGCUCAUUGCGGGGAAAACGGCGGACGAGCAUCUUGCGAACAUUGCCCAAGUGCUGACAAAGCUAGAAGCGUGCGGCCUGCGCUUGAACAGGGACAAGUGCGCGUUCUUCAAGCAGCGCUUGGAAUACCUCGGGCACAUCAUCACGCCGGAGGGGCUGUUGAAAGGUCCUCGGAAGGUGGAAGCGAUUCAACACAUGCCACCGCCUCGCGACAAGACGCAGCUGCGCUCGUUCAUUGGUAUGGCCCAGUAUUACCAAAGGUUCGUGCGCGGGCUCAGCUCACAACUUGCGCCGUUAACGCGGUUGCUCAGGAAGGACGAGCGCUGGGCUUGGGGGCCUGCACACCAGGCGUCGUUCGACCGCGUCAAGCGGCUGCUCACAGAGGAUACGGUCCUCGUGCACUACGAGCCUGCGCGUCCGCUCCUAUUGGCAUGCGACAGCUCUGCAUAUGGCAUCGGGGCAGUGCUCUCCCACAGGAUGGACGAUGGUUCCGAGCGGCCUGUUUGUUUUGCAUCCCGGACCCUGUCCACAGCAGAGCGCGGAUAUGCCCAGAUUGAGCGUGAGGCUCUCAGCCUCGUCUGGGGUGUGCGGAGGUUUCAUCAAUAUCUGCUGGGGCGGCAUUUCACUUUGCAGACGGAUCACAAACCGCUUCAAUUCAUCCUGAGACCCGAACGCGGGGUGCCGGUGGUAGCAGCCGCGCGAAUACAGCGGUGGUGUCUGUUUCUGGGUGCUUACGAUUAUGAUAUUCAGUUCCGAAGCACCGAGAAGCAUGCUAACUGCGACGGGCUCUCACGCUUGCCGUGUGCGGAGGGUCCAGCUGCGUCUGAGUUGGGCGACCGGGUCGAUGUGUUCGCGCUGGGCCAGGUCCAAAGCGGGCCGGUCACGGCCAGGCAGGUCGCGGUGGAAUCGGCUCGUGAUCCGGUGCUUGCCCGUGUCGUCCAGGCGAUUUCUACGGGGAAUUGGAGCGAUCUGCCUUCGACACCGGCAUUUCAACCUUUCACGUCACGCGCAGCGGAGCUGUCGGAGCUGUUGUUGGUCCAACGGUGCGUUAUGUGGGGAAUGAGGGCGGUGAUUCCACCGAGGUUCAGGCAGCGGUGUUUGGAAGAACUGCAUGUCAGUCACCUUGGCAUCGUGAAGACCAAGAGUCUUGCUCGUAGCCUGUUGUGGUGGCCGGGGUUGGAGUGA